Nakaseomyces glabratus is the source of this 2031-nucleotide messenger RNA. RefSeq lists its product as uncharacterized. The record is from RefSeq and is a predicted model, not a curated record. Gene Ontology annotation, molecular function: protein binding. Lineage: Eukaryota; Fungi; Ascomycota; Saccharomycetes; Saccharomycetales; Saccharomycetaceae.
AUGAGUGAAGAGUUCAGUUCUUGGUAUGGAGAUGUUACAAGGAAAUGCGGAUCGCUUGCUAUUGAUCUCGGCUUAUCUACGUUAGCCUUCGAUCAACUGGUGAAAUUGCUAGAACAAGAAAAACACAUCAGCACUAUCCUACUGUUAGUCAGGCUAUAUCUAAAGAACAAAGAUUAUUAUAAUGUCGUCACAUUCUUAGUGAAUGGUAGAGAUAAUGAGAUACUCAGCGAUUAUAGAGUGUGGAAAGCUAUCGCAUUAUCUUAUUUCAAGCUGAACAACGUACAAGAUUCGUUAAAUGCUGUUGACUACGCUCUGAAGCUUAAAUCUGACGAUCAAGAUACCUUGUUGCUGAAGGCGAGGAUAAUGUCUUUCCUUGACGAUAGCUCUUUGAAGACUCAAUAUGAAGCAUUGAUCUCGUCAUAUAGUGAUAAAUCAUCAAAGGAAUAUUAUCAAAUUCUGGUUUGCUAUAUGCAGUACUCUAGAAAUAUUGGCGACAUACCUAAAUGCUUUGAGAUAUUCCAAGCUAUCAGCCAGGAGUUUUCAAGAACUCAAAAGAAGAGAUCAAUAAAUUUCCUGCAAGUAUUCUCAUAUGCGUACCAGUUGUAUGCUUCAACAAUCUAUCUAACAGAAGGUAAUAUAAACGAGGCCGGUAGAAAGAGAAAACGGGGCUAUAACAAUGAUUCUCCUCUCGAAGUUAUAAAUGAGUUUCUAAGCAUAUCAGAACGUAACUACAACUCGUCGUUAUCAAUUCAGCCCUUGAAAAUAUUACAAGGUCAAAUUAGUUUCAUUGAAGGUAUUGAUCUAAGGGAAUCGAUAAAUUACUUGAACCUAGAGCUUCAAAUACUAAAUAACCAUGCUGCUACGCUAUCGGAAGAAGGUGUAUACCACAAAUCAAUACUCAACUACAUGAUUGCAAGAAACAUGUUAAAACUAAACCCGCACGAAAAUGCACAGGUUGCAUACGAAUACUUCCAAAACUCGUUAUCAUUAACACCUAACUUACCUUUCAUAUGGAUUUCUGUGGCGUCAUUAUAUCUGACUUUGGGUCAACUAGAAGAUUCACUGGCUACCUACUCACAAGCAAUAUCCCUAGCUAUGUCUUUUGAGAACGUUUUACCGCCAAAAGAGUUAUCUUACUACAAAAGAUUUGCUGCAGUUGCAUGGCAUGGUAUUUCACAAGUCUAUACUGUAACACUACAACUCACAAAUGCUAUUGAAGCUCUUGAUCAUGCUAUUUCUAUUGUAUAUCAAGAACAUGAUGUUACAACAGAACAAGAACUAACAAGUUUAAGAAAUGAGUAUGUCAAAUUGAAUUCUCAAUCUACACCUCAUCCAAACAUUGUUUACUCGUUACCAGAAGUAUCCAUGAAACUUCUUCUAGAAUACGAAACAUGCAGAGAUUCCUUUCUUUUCCAAAACAUAGAUGAUUUAGAAAUAAUUGAUAAGAAUAAUCUUAACGAUGGUGCAAUUAAGAAUUUUGCAGGACAAGUGACAACUCUUACAACGCAGCCACCAACAGAUCAGUCAACUUUAAGGGUACUUAACACCGCUAACGGAACAAAUAGCAUUGCAUACACCCAAAAACCUCCAGGCUCUGAAGUAUAUACUAGAAAGCAAAGUGUUACGGGUACGCCUUCAUCUGCUCAUGCACAACAAUAUGGGAGAAAUCCUCAGCUGAGUUCCUCUAUGAGCCAAACUCUAAAUGCACCAAUACAGGACGUUAGGACAAUUCAACAGCCUAAUGGGCAGAAUAUUGUGGUUGGAAAUCAGAUUCUCCAACAGCAACAACAACAGCAAUAUACAACAAAACAACCUUUUGUGGUAUUUAAUCAUGCUACCCAAAAGCAAGAGCUGGUGACUCCACAAAUAGUCUCUACAGAAAAUGGUCGUUAUCAACCCCAGCAUGUUUCGAUGAUUCAGGGAUUGCCUCAACCAAAUCCAAAUGCAUACUAUCAAGUAAAUGAUGGAAAUGUAGUUUUAAAACCAAUUCAGUCAAUGAACAACAAUGAGUUUAUCACCAAAGUACUAUGA